AUGGCAAUGAAAGCAGAGAAUGAUGACUUACAAAGGACACAGCUUGGUCAUUGUGCUCCUCUCUCAGCCCUCUAUCUUAAAACUAAACUAAUCAGAGAGAUCACAGAUCCAUAUGGGAAAACUCUACUGAAGAAAAGGAAGUCUGACAAGAUGACGUAUCUGGCCAACAUCACACCUCCUAUUUUCAUCCAGCACAUUGACAGCACUUGGGUGGACUUGUCCCGGUUGCCACAUGUGAGCCACACAGGUUCCAGAAAAGGGCCAAAAGUGAAGCACACAACUGGGCCUAAUCUGGGCCAGAAGCUGACCACAAGACAGCGCUUCAGAUUGACGGCAACUGAAGAAACGUUUGAUCUCAAGAUUAUGAACACUGUGGAAGAAGAUACAGGGACAUAUUUCUGUGUGAAAGUAAAGGAGUAUGUUACAGAGUUUGGAUCUGGGAUCCUUCUGCUUUUCCCAGAUGAAAAGUCUGAGAAGCGAAAUCUGACUGAAGUAGAUGUGAAAAGUGGAGAGUCGGUUACACUCCAGUGUUCAGUGGCUCCUCUGAGCUGUUCAGGAGAACACAGUGUGUACUGGAUCAGACACGGAUCAGGAGAAUCUCAUCCAGGAAUCAUUUACACUCAUGGAGACACAGACAGUCCGUGUACGAGGAGCUCUGAGACUGAUUCUCCUACACAGAGCUGUGUCUACAAACUCCCCAAGAGAAACCUCAGCCUCUCUGAUGCUGGAACUUACUACUGUGCUGUGGCUGCAUGUGGACAGAUACUGUUUGGGAAUGGAACUGAACUUAAUGUAAAAGAGGACAAUAUUUGGAUUUUUGCCUUGACAACAACCAAUGUGAUAACUCUUACUGUGACCAUCAUUCUGGCUGUUCUGCUUUUUAAGAACCAACGGAAAGGUUGUUUUACUGACCAUCCAAAUCACACAAAUCAGGUUGCGAACACAGAUGCCUUGAAUUAUGCAGCUCUGAAUUUUGCUAAGAAACCUCCUCCAUCCAGAACAUCCAGAGUCAAGGAACGUCAAGACAUUUACUCACAGGUGAAACUACGAUAG
Pygocentrus nattereri (red-bellied piranha) is the source of this 1053-nucleotide messenger RNA. RefSeq lists its product as uncharacterized. The record is from RefSeq and is a predicted model, not a curated record. The transcript has 8 exons. The coding region runs from base 1 to 1053 and encodes 350 amino acids. Gene Ontology annotation, biological process: response to bacterium. NCBI's taxonomy places the organism in Eukaryota, Metazoa, Chordata, Actinopteri, Characiformes, Serrasalmidae.